UAGGAGGCCGUCACAUAGUAACCCAAAAACCCUAAACCCACGACUCCACCCCUUUCCAACCCUAAACCCUAAAACCCUUCUUUUCCUUCUUUCAAAACAUCUGUAACGUCUCUUUCCAAGCCCCUCUUCCUGCUGUCCCAGGCAUUUGCACAAAUAUCUAACCUGCAUUGAGUGAAAGAAGGCAAUGCUAUUUCAUUUCUAAGAAAACCCUGAAAUGCUCAGCGGCAGCAGUGAUGCAAAAGCUGUGGCGGAGAAGCCCAGGUCCCCUUCUUUGUUCUGUGGGGCCCACUCCCCCACCUUGGCGUUCCCGUAGGGCGAGUACCAAGCUCCAUCUUCCUCCUUCCUUUCCCAUGCCUGCUUCCCAUCUCCGCCCCUCUCCUCCGCCUUUCCGCCGCUGCCUCCCUCUACGGCCUCCCUUGACAGCGGUCAAGCUCUCCCGCUGCGUUGCCUCUCUUGACUGCGGGCCCGCUAGGGCUUGGUUGGUCUCUAAAGAUGCGGGGCCCGCCAUCCGGUCCGCUUGGUUGCACAGCAGGUCCGACGGGGCAUCUUGGGUGGCCGAGGGCCUGAAGAAUUCAGGGAAGCACAGUUGCGAUGGUAGGCCGGGGGAAGAAGAUGGCCUGUCGCCGCUGUCAUCCGUUACUGAGGGGAAGCCACUGCCACCUCAGCAGUUGCAGAGGGAGAGGAGACAUAAGGGUUCUGGUGGUGGUGCUGCUCUUCCCGGGAAUCAUCCUGAUCUUUUGGCCAUUCCGGGUGUGGGCCCGAGGAAUCUGAGGAAGCUGGUUGAUAAGGGUAUUGGUGGUGUUGAAGAGCUCAAGCAACUGUACAAAGACAAAUUUCUUGGAGAGUCUAGUCAGAAGAUGGUAGAUUUUUUGCAGAGUUCAGUAGGAAUUAUUCAUAAAAAUCAUGCGGAGAGUAUAACGUCUUUCAUCAAAGAGAGUGUGGAUGAAGAGUUAAAAGAGGAAAGCCCUCACGCUGAUGCGAAGCCUGCCCAGAAGAAACGGCUAACGUUCUGCGUAGAGGGAAAUAUCAGUGUUGGAAAGACUACUUUCCUUCAGAGGAUAGCUAAUGAAACACUGGAAUUACGUGACCUUGUCGAGGUGGUUCCGGAGCCCAUUUCCAAGUGGCAGAAUGUGGGCCCUGAUCACUUCAACAUACUCGAUGCAUUCUAUGCAGAUCCUCAGAGGUAUGCCUAUACCUUCCAAAAUUAUGUGUUUGUAACAAGGGUUAUGCAGGAACGAGAAUCUGCUGGUGGAGUUAAACCUCUCAGACUGAUGGAAAGAAGUGUUUUCAGCGAUAGAAUGGUCUUUGUGCGAGCUGUUCAUGAAGCAAAAUGGAUGAAUGAAAUGGAGAUCAGCAUCUACGAUUCGUGGUUUGAUCCUGUUGUUUCGUGCAUGCCUGGACUUAUACCUGAUGGAUUUAUCUAUCUUAGAGCUAGCCCUGAUACCUGCCACAAGCGACUGAAGCUUCGUAAGAGAGAGGAAGAGGGUGGUGUAACCCUGGAUUAUCUGCGUGACUUACAUGAAAAGCAUGAAAGCUGGUUAUUCCCCUUCCAAGGUGGAAAUCAUGGUGUAUUGUCUGUCAGCCAGUUACCCCUCCCUAUGGGCACUUCUUUACAUCCUGAUAUAAGGGAUCGCGUGUUCUAUUUGGAAGGCGACCAUAUGCAUUCAAGCAUUCAGAAGGUUCCUGCUUUGGUUCUGGACUGUGAACCGAACAUUGAUUUCAGCAAAGACAUCGAAGCCAAGCAACAGUAUGCUCGACAAGUGGCUGAGUUUUUUGAGUUUGUGAAGAAAAAGAAAGAGGUCCCAUCUCCAAAUGCUAGUGAUGAUCAGAAAGGUUCAAGCCAACAGAUACUGAUGCCCCAUAAGAGUGGAAUGUGGGUCCCUGGAGGGAAUCAUUUCCCUGAAUCGGCACUGAAAUCUCUGGAUUUCAGACGAGCUAUGUCAUCGUUCUUGUCCAGUUAGCUGCCUUUCUUAAGGUGCCUGGUUCUCUUUUCAUUUCUGGGUGAUGCUUUGUUUUGCCCUUCUAUGUAAAAAUGUCUCUGGUUCAUACAGAGUUAGUUUGUCUUCUCUCUCUUUCUUUUCUUUUCUUUUCUUUUCUUUUUUUUUUUUUUUUUUUUUCUGUGGGUUUAGAAGACAGGUGUAGGGUAAUCAGAUGUUGGUGUCCCCUGAACUCUCUCACCACAUCACUAAUGUAUGCACUGAUGUGUUCUUUCUAUCUAUUAAAACAGCCAUGUUUCUUUCCAGUUAAAGGCGGAACUUGA
This is a messenger RNA of Magnolia sinica, 2260 nucleotides long. RefSeq lists its product as uncharacterized. Gene Ontology annotation, molecular function: deoxynucleoside kinase activity. Gene Ontology annotation, cellular component: cytoplasm. The coding region runs from base 234 to 1961 and encodes 575 amino acids. The record is from RefSeq and is a predicted model, not a curated record. Lineage: Eukaryota; Viridiplantae; Streptophyta; Magnoliopsida; Magnoliales; Magnoliaceae. The transcript is spliced from 5 exons.